Messenger RNA from Pseudo-nitzschia multistriata, 1424 nucleotides. The record is from the annotation of a GenBank genome assembly. NCBI's taxonomy places the organism in Eukaryota, Bacillariophyta, Bacillariophyceae, Bacillariales, Bacillariaceae.
CGUGAAAGGUAUUGUUWUCYGUCACUCUGGGUCCUUCCGCAAAGGGAAAAAGGAUGAUUCUCGAUCGUACGAGGCAACGCCUUACAUGUAUUAUUUGAUGUCACUAAAAAUUGAGUUUGAUGAUCACACACACGCACAAUAAGGUCGCAUUAAGGAAAAACUUUUAGAGAACGAAGAKGAUGAWAUAUUUUCGUGUUUUUAAUCUCAUAACGAUAGUGCUGCUAGUAGUAGCUGUUAMAGUUACUGCUGAGAAGGAUUGUCUUGAAGAUCCACCAGAACCAAUUCUUGUAGAAGCGAUCGGGAACGUAGAUGGUUCAGAGGAUUGUUUGAAUGAUGCCAUUCGCAUUGUCGCUUCUGCCACUGAUAGCGAAAGCGGUAUCAAUUACGUCACAUUUACCGUGAAUCAGCUUUGGAAGAAAGAAGGAACACCCAUGCUUUCUGUUAGCUACCCCGGUGGAUACCAAGGGGAAGGAGAAUGCGAUAUGCAAACUGGUGAUGGAGAUGCAGCAGGGCUCAUAACAUUCAAUUCUACUCGAGAAUAUACCGCCCAGUGUUCUCAUGGGUAUGCUGAAGUUGGCGUGUAUCUCUUUGUUGGAGAUUCUAAUGACUUYGAUAUAGAAGAAUGCGAAUCUUGUGCUGUUCCUAAUGCCGAUUAUACAGGCUACUAUUUGCGUCUUUCUUGCGAUAGAAUUUGCGAAGAAGCUGUGGAUGAAGAUAUGCCUUCUGAUAGGUUAACAUAUCCACCGACCCAGGGCUUCGAAGAACUUCCCGAACUUCUAGCCAGCUUAGAUCCAAAAGUCGAAGAAGCAAUUUCUGAAGAUCCAUUUCCAUCAUGUCCCGAAGAUAUUGCACUCGAACGACAAUACGGAAGGACAGACUUUUCUGUGAACCAAGCGAUCCAGAUUUUGAGCAAAGAUACAUCAACAGUCACCAUAAAGCUGACGGAAGCCUGGAUGGGUGAGAAUGCGCCUCGGACAAACAUCGACCACAUCUUCAUUUCUUACAAAACAUCUAUGUUUAGUACACACUGUUACGAAUUCGAUGACGUUCCGUUGGGAGACGUAAUCGAGGAAGAACUCACCAUCACCUGCAACGUAUUGAAACCGAGGGCUUUCCUGACAAUUUGUGUUGCGGAUGCCCUAGCCCAUGGGGUUUUGGGUAUGGCAGACGAUGCUAAAGUUCCAAAAUGUUGCCAACCAUCAUUUCCGCCGGACACACCCGUCGUUUGUUACAGUYUAUUGAUCAAUUGCGAGACGGAAUGUAUUGAUGAAAGCCAACGACGAAAGCUGUCAAGUCCCACGAAGGGAUUUUUGCGUUCUGGACGAUAGAUCCAUGAACUAGUAUAWCAGAUCCUCUCAMAAGAACAAAAAGAAAUGAGUAUGUGCGYCAUGAAAUCACUAUCAAAUUAAAGAAAGCUGAAUUCA